GUGAUUACAAGCAGUACCACUGGAUUACAGCCUCUGAAAAGUGAUACACUUUAUGACUAUGCAUCUCUGUUCGUACAUGUUCAGGUGAUCUGAAAGUAUGCACUUGACUGAAUCCCCAAACAGCAGGCCCAGCAGCUUUUCAUGAACUACACAGUGCUUAAGAAGAAGUUUGAAGACCGGAUAGGAGUCGAGGACGUCAUCGUCAUAAAAAGGAUAUUUCAAUACGAGUUUAAGGUAUGGAAAAGUUACGCACAGUUUAAGCUGUCGAUGGAAAGUGAGGAGCGACUGCAGCGGUGCAGGCAGGUAUAUGAGGAAGCAAACCGAGGCCUUAGACCGUGUGAGGAAAAGGGGCAGAGGCUCAUGCUGCUCAAAGCCUGGAUGAAUUUCGAGCAAAAAUUCGGCACCUCGGCCGACAAGGACAGAGUGAAGAAGCUCAUGCCCAAGCAGGUGGACACUGGAUGGGAAGAAUAUUACGACUACAUCUUCCUGGAGGAUGCUGCUAAUCAGCCAAACCUCAAACUGCUCUCCAUGGCCAAGAUGUGGAAGAAGCAGCAACAGCAGGACCAGGAUCAGGAGAAACAAGAUGCAGAAAGGAAUCAGUCUACUGAACCCACACAGCCAAGAGAUGAGUAG
Silurus meridionalis is the source of this 633-nucleotide messenger RNA. Its product is annotated as crooked neck-like protein 1. The record is from RefSeq and is a predicted model, not a curated record. Lineage: Eukaryota; Metazoa; Chordata; Actinopteri; Siluriformes; Siluridae. The transcript has 4 exons. Gene Ontology annotation, molecular function: protein binding. The coding region runs from base 142 to 633 and encodes 163 amino acids.